This is a messenger RNA of Balaenoptera musculus (blue whale), 2369 nucleotides long. It is a transcript of the gene TCF25, whose product is annotated as transcription factor 25. The transcript has 18 exons. The record is from RefSeq and is a predicted model, not a curated record. Gene Ontology annotation, cellular component: RQC complex. Lineage: Eukaryota; Metazoa; Chordata; Mammalia; Artiodactyla; Balaenopteridae. Bases 97 to 2229 code for a protein of 710 amino acids.
UCGCGCCACCGCACCUUAAGUGCGCAGGCGCGCCGUCUGCUCUCUUUUCCGCUCUUCCUUCUGCCCGUCUCUAGACGUAAGCGGCUGUUGGGUCCUAUGUCGCGCCGGGCCCUCCGGAGGCUGAGGGGGGAACAGCGCGGCCAGGAGCCCCUCGGGCCUGGCGCCCUGCAGUUUGUCCUCCACGAUGAUGAUGAUGUGGAAGAAGAAGGCCCAAAGCGGGGGCCAGGUGGCCGGCGCCCCCGGGGCGCAGGGGAGGAGGGCGUCCGUGUCAACAACCGGUUCGAGUUGAUAAACAUCGAGGACCUCGAGGAGGCGCCCGGGGUGAACGGGGACAGGACCGACUGUCUGCUCAUCGAUGCUGCAGCAUCGGGGGACAAAAGGAGGGCCCAGAGUGGACGCUCAGAGUCCAGGAAGGACGGCGACGUGGCGGACGCGGCGGUGCCCCCAGAGCAGUCUAAUACAAGUGGCAAACUCCGCAAGAAGAAAAGGAAACAGAAAAAUAAGAAAAACGCUGCAGGAGAAAGCUCGGAGAACGGGCUGGAGGACAUCGACCGCAUCCUGGAGAGGAUUGAGGAUGCCAGCGGCUGCAGCCACCCAGGCCCGCCCCCACUGAGUGCCAGGAAGCACGUCCUGUACGUGGAGCACAGACACUUGAAUCCAGACACGGAACUGAAAAGGUAUUUUGGUGCCCGAGCCGUCCUGGGGGAGCAGAGGCCGCGGCAGAGACAGCGCGUGUACCCCAAGUGUACGUGGCUGACCACCCCUAAGAGCGCCUGGCCCCGGUACACCAAACCAGGUCUGUCGAUGCGGCUGCUGGAGUCUAGGAAAGGCCGCUCCACCUUCGCCUUUGAGCACAGCGAGGAGUACCAGCAGACGCAGCACAAGUUCCUGGCCGCCGUGGAGUCCCUGGAGCCCAACAACAUCGUGGUCCUGCUGCAGACCAGCCCCUACCACGUGGACUCGCUCCUGCAGCUCAGCGACGCCUGCCGCUUCCAGGAGGACCAGGAGAUGGCGCGGGACCUCGUGGAGCGCGCGCUGUACAGCAUGGAGUGUGCCUUCCACCCCUUGUUCAGCCUCACCAGCGGGACCUGCCGGCUGGACUACCGCAGGCCCGAGAACAGGAGCUUCUACCUGGCCCUCUACAAGCAGAUGAGCUUCCUGGAGAAGCGGGGCUGCCCACGCACGGCGCUGGAGUACUGCAAGCUCAUCCUCAGCCUGGAGCCGGACGAGGACCCCCUGUGCAUGCUGCUGCUACUCGACCACCUGGCCUUAAGGGCACGGAGCUACGAGUACUUGAUCCGCCUCUUCCAGGAGUGGGAGGCUCAUCGGAACCUGUCCCAGCUCCCCAAUUUUGCCUUCUCUGUGCCGCUGGCGUAUUUCCUGCUGAGUCAGCAGGCAGACCUCCCCAACCAGGAGCUGAGCUCUGCGAGGGAGAAGGCCUCUCUCCUGAUCCAGCAGGCGCUUUUCAUGUUCCCUGGAGUGCUCAUGCCUCUGCUCGAGUACUGCAGCGUGCGCCCCGACGCCGCUGUGGCCGCGCACCGCUUCUUCGGACCCGACGCCGAGAUAAGGCACCGGCGUGCGCGUGGAGCCGGGGCCCGUGGGGGUCUCACAGGCCCCACUGCCCACAGCCAGCCCCCCGCCCUGAGCCAGCUGGUAAGCCUGUACCUCGGGAGGUCCCACUUCCUCUGGAAGGAGCCGGCCACCAUGAGCUGGCUGGAGGAGAACGUGCAUGAGGUUCUGCAAGCGGUGGACGCCGGGGACCCCGCCGUGGAGGCGUGUGAGAGCAGGCGCAAGGUGCUGUACCAGCGCGCACCCAGAAACAUCCACCGCCACGUGGUCCUGUCGGAGAUCAAGGAAGCCGUUGCCGCCCUACCUCCGGACGUGAGCACGCAGUCUGUGCUGGGCUAUGACCCUUUGCCUCCCUUGGACACCAUCUACUCCUACGUCAGACCGGAGAGGUACUUGCUGCUCUGCUCCUUUGCCCACACGGCUCCGAGGCUCAGCCCCGUCAGCCACGGAAACACCAUCGCCCUCUUCUUCCGCUCCUUGUUGCCGAACUACACCGUGGAGGGGGAGCGGCCGGAGGACGGAGGGGCCGGGGGUCCACACCUUGACCAGGGCUUGAACAGGCUGAUGCUGGCCCUGCGGGACAUGAUGGCCAACUUCCACUUCCACGACCUGGAGGUGCCGCGCGAGGACCACCCCGAGGGCGACGGGGAGUGGGACUGAGGCACGGGCGGGGCCCCAGCGCCGUGCAGUUACGUUCCUGAUUCUGUGCUGGUCGGAUCGGCCAGGUCCCCGACCUAGAAGUGCUGCCGUGUUGUCCUCCUGCCUCUGCUGUUCUAUAAACGUGAACGGGUUGCGCUCUG